Molecule: messenger RNA, 1651 nt
Organism: Pungitius pungitius (ninespine stickleback)
Lineage: Eukaryota; Metazoa; Chordata; Actinopteri; Perciformes; Gasterosteidae
Gene: foxb1a
Product: forkhead box B1a
Exons: 1
Coding region: 426-1367 (313 amino acids)
Biological process (GO): cell differentiation; anatomical structure morphogenesis; regulation of transcription by RNA polymerase II
Molecular function (GO): RNA polymerase II cis-regulatory region sequence-specific DNA binding; DNA-binding transcription factor activity, RNA polymerase II-specific
Source: RefSeq, a predicted model, not a curated record
GGUGGCACAUUAAUGGAGCGCCUCUACAGGGGUCUUUUCUGCUCAUGUCACUACAUAAAACUAUCAGAUGGUUAGAGGAAGGCCAUGGAGGCAUCCACUUAGCUCGUCUUAUCCGGGACGCCAAAUGAAAUCUAUUCAGCUCCGCUAGCGGGACAAUCUGACUUACUUUUGGCAGAGAGACUUUCAGCAGCCGUCGCUCCAUAAAUGCGCACCGCCCGGCCGGCCGCACACCGCACAGGCGCUCAAACCCCUUCCGUUUGACGCACAACGCCAACUCCAGCAUUGUCGAUAUUGAAACUUUCCUCGCUGGGUGUUUUUUUAAAAUUAUUUUUCUUCAUGAAGAGUGGCAAGCUUUCGUCAAGGAAUUAAGGGAGACUACACUUUUUUUGAAUUGCUUUUUUUUUAUUCCCUGAAAGAUAUCCAGGAUGCCUCGUCCAGGGAGAAACACGUACAGCGACCAGAAGCCACCUUACUCCUACAUCUCCCUCACUGCCAUGGCGAUCCAGAGCUGCCCCGAGAAGAUGCUGCCUCUCAGUGAAAUCUACAAGUUCAUCAUGGAUAGAUUCCCUUACUACAGAGAAAACACCCAGCGGUGGCAGAACUCGCUGCGACACAACCUGUCAUUCAACGACUGUUUCAUCAAAAUCCCCCGGCGCCCGGAUCAGCCGGGCAAGGGCAGUUUCUGGGCUCUGCACCCGAGCUGCGGGGACAUGUUCGAGAACGGGAGUUUCUUGAGACGACGCAAACGGUUCAAGCUGCUGACUUCGAGCGAUCACCUGGCGCCGAGCAAGCAGUCGGACGCCGCCCAUUACCUGCAGCAGCAAGCCAAGCUGAGGCUGAGCGCCCUGGCGGCCGGCGGCACGCACCUGCCCCAGAUGUCCUCGUACAACCUCGGGGUGUCUCAGUCGUCCACUUUCAAGCACCCGUUCGCCAUCGAGAACAUCAUCGCCAGAGAGUACAAGGUGCCGGGGAGCCUGGCGUUCUCCACCAUGCAGUCCAUGUCCGCCGGGUACCCGCUGCACAACCAGCUGACGACCGCCUGGCCGCACAUGUACAACACCGGCAUGAUCGACACGGCGGCCCCUAUCUCCAUGGCGGGCGGCGAGUACGGCGCGUACGGCGUGCCCCUCAAGUCGCUGUGCCACGGCGGACAGUCGUUGCCGGCCAUCCCCGUGCCGAUCAAGCCCACGCCGACUUCCAUGGCGGGGUUCUCGGCGUUACCGCCGCACAUUCCCGCGUUUCUCUCGAACUCGCCGCAGUCGCUGAGCCCGACGUCCCCGCAGACGGCGACGAGCCAAAGCAGCCCCGCGACCCCGAGCGAGACUCUGACGAGCCCCCCCGGCUUGCAGUCCGUGGCUGUGCACUGACCACAUGAACUUUUUUUUUCCUCAUGCAAACGAACCUUUUUAUCAAUCCCAAAGUUUAUAUUUUCUGUCGUCGGAAACUAUCAAGGCGAGUUGCAGUUGCAUAUCGAAUUAUUUGUGUGUGUGUGUGUGCGCGCGCGUGUGUGUGUGUGUGUCGAAAGUGUCGCUUUAUAUCGUGUCAUAGAAGUCCAGCGCAGAAUCGCACAGCGAAGUAUUGCUCUUGAAAAUAUAAAUUAUUUGAUAGCUCUAUUUUUCGGUUUGUUUUGAAACGUGAGUGGGGGGGGGGG